This is a messenger RNA of Spirodela intermedia, 337 nucleotides long. Lineage: Eukaryota; Viridiplantae; Streptophyta; Magnoliopsida; Alismatales; Araceae. The record is from the annotation of a GenBank genome assembly.
AUGGACAACAGACCGGAGGUGACGUGGCGCCCACGUGGACUUUCUUUUCUAGGAAAAACAGAUGCAUAUAUAACCCUAAUUCGGUUAACAUCUGAGUUUCCUAAAUCGCAAAAAUCGGAGCAGUGAAAAUGGGGAUUUAGUGUAAACGAUUGUAGUCGUCUGCAAGUAAAGAGCCGACGUGGAAGAACAGUUGAAUUGGAUUUGGGUAGGGGCCGCGCGAACGCAGGCCCCCGCUGGCACAAAUUAUGACGUCCACUCUCCCACUUGGGGAGAUGGUAGGCGGGCGCCCCUCCUAAGUGCAAUGGAGGCCGCCAACCUAGGCCAUGAGCCUUCAUGA